AUGCAAUUGAAGUCCAUUAUCUCUUCGGCACUUAUGGCAGCUGGAAAUAAUACUGCGCAGUCCAGGCAAAUCCAGGAUAUUGCUCAGCAACUUGGUGUAAUUAACGAUGCUCAAGCCAACAAGACUGUGCCCAUGAGUGCGAUCAGUGCUAUUAUGGGCACUGGAGGAGCUCAGCCAAACAUGACGAAUGCAGUACCUGCAGCGGCACCACGCGCAAUGGCUCGCGCGGCUGCUCUCGGGCCAGCUACGAACACAGCAAGCGCCGGUGGUCAGGCCAGCGUAGCACGUUCAAUUCUUCACUUUUUUGCUUGA
This is a messenger RNA of Ostertagia ostertagi, 312 nucleotides long. The record is from the annotation of a GenBank genome assembly. NCBI's taxonomy places the organism in Eukaryota, Metazoa, Nematoda, Chromadorea, Rhabditida, Trichostrongylidae.